Molecule: messenger RNA, 203 nt
Organism: Enterobius vermicularis (human pinworm)
Lineage: Eukaryota; Metazoa; Nematoda; Chromadorea; Rhabditida; Oxyuridae
Source: the annotation of a GenBank genome assembly
AUGACCAACUGGACUUUUGGGAAGAUUUCAAAAAAGGAGAAUCUUAUUUCAUCUUCGUCUACGGCAACUGGUGCUACUAAGCCAACAGCUUUGGUCGAUGCGGUGACUGCACCUAAUCAAGGCUUUGGCAUUCGAUCAUAUCUUCAUCAAUUCUAUCAGUCUCCUACUUUAGAGGAAAGUCCAACAUCUAGUGCAUGGUAAAG